AUGGGAGCACUUAGUGAUCCUAGUGAAGCCGAAUUGGACUUCCUUCAACAAAGGCAACAAUUCAAAGAACGCUUUCGAAUCAAUCAUAUGAAGGAAUCGGGGUCUGCUAAUGAUCGUCCCAUCGAUAAGAAUAAAAGUGACAAGUUUUUCUUUCUUUUCGGAUGUUCAUCGACGAGGAAGGAAUUGAUAAAGCUGCAUUUGUGUCUUCAUCUUUGCAGCUUCGGGACAUUCUUUGGACCCUCACAACCUACCAUAUCGCGAAGAGUGCUCGAAGAAAGAAAAGCACUAAUGCCGGGAUUAACGAAGUUGGCAUCCAAGGUCAGACGUUCUGAUGAUCAGGGUAAAAAGAGCCUGAAGACCCCUUCCUCAAUUACAACAAAGUCUGGUUCGACAUUAAAAAUUAUAAAGAAGUCCCGGGAUUACUCCUUUUUGUCGUUAAACGAAGCAGAAACACCGGCAACUUCAAAAGGGGAGUCUAGACUCCGUAAAGAUUCUGUCUCGAAUUCAAGCAAUGCAAGAACUCCGGUUUCUGGUACGAAUAGAGCUCCUGUGGCGAAGUUGAAGCCUGAAAAGAAGCAACGUUGGGAAGAUAAGGAGAGACAUCAUGAGAAGAGACAAGAUUUGAUGCCAAGGCAGUCUUCCUUGCAACGUAAGGUUCCAAAAGUGAAUGAAACUUCUUCAACGAAGUCACUGCCUGCAUCGAAGAAAAAAUUGGAACAACGAAAGGAUUUGCAUCAACCUACAAAACUAAAACCAAAGCCAGAUAAAACUCAGUCUCCUCCACAAGAGAAUUCAACGAAGUCACUGCCUGCAUCGAAGAAACAAUUGGAGCAACGAAAGGUUUUGCAUCAACCUGCGAAAGCAAAACUGAAACCAGAUGAUAAAACUCAGUCUCCUCCACAACGACAGAAUCUUGAUAGGUACAAAGCCUCCUCAUCAAAGUUACCAUCUUCGACAAAGCACGACAUUAAAAAAGAAAAGCAAAUCCUCCAACCCAAUAACACAAGAGUGAUGCCGAAACGGCAAAACUCCUCGAAAAAUAAGCAGAUCAAACGCGACGUGGCGGAGAGUUCUUAUGAUGACAAAGUCGAAGUUUCUUCUAUGAUCCAAUCAAUUUUUAGACGUAAACGUAAGCAUAUUCGGGAGGAAUAUUCCGAUUCUGACGAGGAUGACGCUGCAAUGGUUUCCACCUUUCACGAUAUUAUUAGAGAAGAGAACAGGAGUUCAAAAAUUGCUAGGAAGGAGGAUGAAAUCGAGCGUCUACGGCUCGAAGAAGAAGAGAAGCAAGAGAGGUUAAGAAAAGCAAAGAAGCAGAAGCUGAAAGCAUACAAAAGCGAUUCCAACUCUUGAUGUAAAUGACCUAAUUGAUAGA
Molecule: messenger RNA, 1372 nt
Organism: Malus domestica (apple)
Lineage: Eukaryota; Viridiplantae; Streptophyta; Magnoliopsida; Rosales; Rosaceae
Source: RefSeq, a predicted model, not a curated record